This is a messenger RNA of Prorocentrum cordatum, 1830 nucleotides long. The record is from the annotation of a GenBank genome assembly. Lineage: Eukaryota; Dinophyceae; Prorocentrales; Prorocentraceae.
AUGGAGUUGACGGUGCGGGUGAUGGACGCCCACGUGCGCGGGGACGCCUGCGUCGGGGAGGCGCGGCUGCCACUGCGGGACACCGCCGAGUCCGGCGCCGUCACCGUGCGGCUGCUGGGGGGCGGCUUCGCCUCGUGCAGCAUACGCUGGAGCGUGCUGCACCUGCACGGGGCGUCCGGCGAGGCCCUCCUGCAGCCUCCCUCUCUGGAGGACCCAGGGACUUCUGCGCCGACGUCGGCAACGCGUCGUCGGUCUGCCACACGCUCGAGCACUUCGAGACGCCAGAUGCGCCCCCGCCCGACUUCUGCCCCCCGGAGAGGGGCGCCGAGGGCGGCGCGCUGCAGGAGCAGCCCGAGGCGUCCAGGAGGAGAGCUGCACGACCUUGUGCCGUCGUCUGCUCCUCGGCAUCAAGCCUCCUCCGGGAGAAGCUGCGGGAAAGCCCGUUCGCCACGGCGUUCGAGUUCUGGAGGUCGGCGGCCGCGGAUGCCGCCUCCUCGCCCUCGAACGUCGUCGAGGGCGAGGCGGGCUCUGGGCCGAGCGCCCGGGCGCUGCGGCACGUGGUGGCCGCGCUGGCGGAGCCACCGCCCGCCGAGCGCACGCCGGCCGAGGAUCGAGGCGCGCGACCGCGCGGGGGUCAACGAGCUGAUCCUGCAAGCCCCCCUCGCGUGGGCGCUCGCCAGCGACGGAGCCGACCUCGUGGUGGAGGCGAUCUCUGGCAGCCUGGACCUGCUGGAGCCCCUGGCACGCAGCCGCCUGGCCGGCGUCCUGCUGGAGCAGCUGAAGCAGGGGUCGUCUGACGACAACCCCACCGCUGCCGGCAAGGCGAGGAAGAAGGAGAAGCUCGUGUGGCAGCUCCUCAAGACUUCGCUUGGUGACUCUCUGAUGGAGCUGAAGCGGCUGAUUGACACCGCGGGCACCGGCCAGAACCUGCUGUCGGUCUGUGGGGAAAUUUCCCCCGAGUUGUGCACGUCGUUGAUGGACCACUUUCUGGUGGAGGGCUCCAAGGUGAUGAGGAAGCCCAUACACGUGCUUUCCGACAUCGACAUGACCGUGUGGGUCGGCACGUUCGGAGCGGGCGGGCCAAAGUUCCCCCAGGGCCCGAUCCCUGGCGCACUGCAGCUGUUCCAGGCGCUCGGCGGCCGCAUCACCUUUCUGUCGGCGCGCCCGCCAGUGUGGGAGUCGCGCACCCGCGGCGCGCUCCUGGACGACAUCGGCAUCGCCGAGGCGACCGUUCUGCAGGGCACCCUCGAGAACGUGGUGCGGUGCCUCUUCCAGCCAGCGGAGGCCCGGCGGGGGAUGGGCCAGCAGAAGGAGAAGGCGUUCAACGAGUUCGUGGACCUCUACCCCGAGGCGCGCUUCGUCUUCUUCGGCGACAGCGGCGAGGGGGACGUGGACUUCGCGCUGGCCUUCAUGCAGGACGCCGCGGGAGCCGCCGCGGUCUCCGUUGGCCGCGUGGCCCUCAUCCACGACGUGGUGGGCGCCGACGGCGUGGAACCGAAGACGAGCCCGGAGGAGCGGGAGGCGCUCGGCAGGAGAGGUGUGCACGUUUUCGACACGUACGUCGGGGCCGCCCUGCACCUGUUCCGCCUGGGCAUCCUGGACGAGGGGCAGCUGAGGCGCGCGGCGCAGAGCUGCGCCGACGAGCUCUACGAGCGUGCCCCGGGCGAGUUCCGCUCGCUGGACGUGUCCAAGGCGCGCACGGAGGAGCUGCGAAGGGACUUGGACGCCAUCUGGAAGAAGAACCAGCGGCAGAAGGGUAAGCUUUUGGAGGGCCGCGCGGAUUUCUGGGAAGCGCCGACCCUGGAAAUCCGCGGACCUCCGUCGAUGUGA